UAACCCAUAAUUGAAGAAGAGCCUUCUCAACCUCACAUAUAAAAACAAGCUAUUCUCAUCAUACUCUUCUUCAGCGUUACCAUCUCCAACAACUCCAACCAUAACCAUAUAACAAUAACCGUUUUAAUUUCAUCACUGCAAAACCACCUUCAAAACACAAACUCACGCGCUCACUCAAAAUGCAAGCCGUUGAGGUUUCUGGAAAGUUCGAACAUGAUUUCAUUGCCAAGCUCAAAAUCGACGAUGAGAAAAUCGAAAACGAAGGCAAGCAAAUUGAAGAGAAGGUAGAAGAACAAGAUGAGGAAGAGGAAGAGUUUAGCUUCGUGUUCGCGAAUCCCGAUGGCUCGCUAAUCUCCGCCGACGAGGUGUUCGACAACGGCCAGAUACGCCCGGUUUUCCCUGUUUUCAACCAGGAUCUCCUGUUUUCCGAUGAUUACGACGGCGGCGACGGUCUCCGGCCGCCGUUUAAGAAGGUCUUCGUCCAACACCCCGACGAUUAUCCCUCGUCGUCUUCGGCGGCGGCGUCUUCUGCGCCGGGAGUGCCGGAUGGGCCUUACUGCGAGUGGUCUCCGCAAACGGCGGUGAAGAGCAACUCGACGGGAUUCUCGAAGAUUUGGAGACUCCGGGAUCUGAAGCUCCGGUGCAACAGCGACGGCAAGGAUACCUUCGUGUUCUUGAAUACUGCAUCGGCGGCGAAAGCCGAGAAGCCGAGAUCCGGCGAAGCUAAAAACGCUGUCGUAAAGAAGGUGAAGGGGAAAACGGCGUCGUCAGCGCACGAGAAGCAUUACGUGAUGAAUAGAGCGAAGAAAGAGAGCGAUAAACGCAAGUCUUAUUUGCCGUAUAGGCAAGAACUGUUUGGGUUCUUCGCCAAUGCCAACGGAUUCACCAGGAAUGUUCAUCCUUAUUGAGAUCUUUUGCUCACGGGAAUUCAUCAAAUCAAAUUCAUAAUUUUGAUUUAUUUUUGUGUAAAUGUUAGUAAUUCAGCAACCUAACUUGGGUUUCUUUUGCUGUGAUGUAAAUUCAUUGAUCUUUUUUUAGUGUUAAAAUAUUUGAAUAUAUCUGAUAAAAAAAAAAAUUGCAUAUAUUUUUCCCCCCCUGCUCCAUGGAUGUUCAAUGAUGUUAUAAUGAGUUAAUUAUUUAAUGUUUU
Gastrolobium bilobum is the source of this 1147-nucleotide messenger RNA. RefSeq lists its product as uncharacterized. The transcript has a single exon. The record is from RefSeq and is a predicted model, not a curated record. Lineage: Eukaryota; Viridiplantae; Streptophyta; Magnoliopsida; Fabales; Fabaceae. Bases 180 to 908 code for a protein of 242 amino acids.